AAGCAGGAAGGACCACGGCCGACGCUUGUGGUGUGCCCGCCCUCAGUGUUCUCGUCUUGGGUGACACAAUUGGAGGAGCACAUAGAACUAGGCAGCUUGAAAGUGUAUAUGUACCAUGGCGAGUGGACAAGAGAUAAGAAGGAGCUGCUGAAGUAUGAUCUCGUUCUUACCAGUUACAGCAUCUUGGGGACAGAAUUUGAGCAGGACUCACCAGUGAAUCAGAUUGAGUGGUUCCGAGUCAUUCUGGAUGAAGCCCAUGUGAUCAAGAAUUCUACUGCACGGCAGACGAAGGCAGUGAUUGCUUUGAAUGCAGAGAGGCGAUGGGUGGUCACUGGGACGCUGAUUCAGAACAGCUCAAUCGAUUUAUACCCCCUCAUGGCAUUUUUGAGGUUCCAGCCAUUUUCAAUCAAGAGCUACUGGCAGAGCUUGAUCCAGCACCCCUUAGAGAAUGGGAAUAAGACUGGGUUGUCACUGUUGCAAAACCUCCUAGGUGCCAUCUCCCUGCGCAGAAUCAAAGAUACAGACAUUGGAACCAAGAGCAUGAUUAAGCUUCCCCCUAAAACUGUUUUAGAAUGCUAUAUUGAUCUUUCUGCAGAGGAGCGUGAGAUAUAUGAUCAGAUGGAAUUGGAAGGGAAAAAUAAAAUGCAGGAACUUGGUGACAGAGAUUCAAUUUUGCGUAAUUAUUCAACUGUGCUUUAUUUCAUUCUGAGGCUCUGCCAGCUGUGUGACGAUGUCACAUUGUGUCCUUUAGAUGUGAAAUCAUGGCUUCCCUCCAACUCCCUCGAAGAUGUGUCUACAAACCCAGAGCUGCUGAAGAAACUGGCCUCAUUGGUUGAUGAUGGAGAUGACUUUGACUGUCCAAUUUGCCUCUCGCCACCUACUAAAACUGUCAUAACCAGCUGCACUCACAUAUACUGCCAUACCUGUAUUAUGAAAAUCCUCAAGAGUUCCAGUUCGCGUUGCCCCAUAUGCCGUCGCUCCUUAUCUAAAGAGGACCUCUUCCUUGCUCCAGAGGUAAAUCAUUCCGAUGAAGAUGGAUCAGGCAACACUAGGUCUGACAGGUCCCUCUCUUCCAAGGUUCAAGCUCUACUGAAGCUGCCGAAGACUUCACAGAAUGAAGACCCCUCGUCGAAGUCUGUUGUUUUCUCUCAGUUCAAGCAGAUGUUGAUAUUGCUGGAAGCGCCCCUAAAAAAUGCAGGCUUCAACAUUCUGCGGCUUGAUGGGUCAAUGACCAUGAAGAAGAGGCUGCAAGUCAUAAAGCAGUUCGCUCAUGGUGGCCCUGACACUCCAACCGUGCUGCUGGCCAGCCUGAAAGCCUCGGGAGCCGGCGUGAACCUGAUGGCUGCCUCGACGGUGUACCUCUUCGACCCCUGGUGGAACCCUGGGGUGGAGGAGCAGGCCAUGGACAGAGUGCACUGGAUCGGGCAGAAGAAAGAAGUGAAGGUGAUACGGCUCAUCGUGAAGGGCAGCAUCGAGGAGAGGAUACUGUCGUUGCAGGAGAAGAAGCAGCAGCUGAUCAGCAGCGCGUUCGGGAAGAAGAAGAAGGGUGGCAAGGAUGACAAGGAGAUGCGUCUGGAAGAGCUCCGGGUGAUGCGGGGCCUAGAUAAGGGAAGGCCGGUUGCUGGUUGCCGCCCUUCCGAAGCUUGUCAUAUAUAGUGGUGCUAGCUCUAGGGAUGGAAGUAGCUAGUGGGUGGAGCAGAGAGCAAGGAGAGGCUUGUUCGAGUGCUCCUGCCUAGCAGUGGGAGCAUCUGAUGUUAGAAGAGCUCCCUUUUAAUAUUUCAGCUUUUGAUUGAAGUGUAGACACAGGACAGGAACAAAUUCCUGCGUGUGUGCAUGCAUGUAUGGCCCUGAUGCUCAACAUUAGCGAUAAGAUCAAUGCUAAAAUGGACUUGUGGUUUGUGGUUUUUAA
Messenger RNA from Panicum virgatum (switchgrass), 1909 nucleotides. Its product is annotated as putative SWI/SNF-related matrix-associated actin-dependent regulator of chromatin subfamily A member 3-like 1. The record is from RefSeq and is a predicted model, not a curated record. Lineage: Eukaryota; Viridiplantae; Streptophyta; Magnoliopsida; Poales; Poaceae. The annotation marks the transcript as partial. The transcript is spliced from 3 exons. Gene Ontology annotation, molecular function: ATP binding; ATP-dependent chromatin remodeler activity.